AUGAGACAAAGACAAGAGCUUGCACAUAGAGCUUUUCGGGCCCGGUUGAUGGAGCGGCAUAGACGUAGGCUUGAAGCUUCAAAGUUCUGGAUAAAGCUUGAAGGACAACCGGACACCAUUGAGGCUGUUGCACAAGCAGUUGGCAUUGCAUCGCCUAAUGGUCGUGCUAUUUCUGCUACCGACUCAUCGGGAAAUGCUGGCUCUUUUCUGGAAACCAAUGCCAUCAACAAGACCGCCAUCGAAAUGUACCUGAGAGAAAUACCGAGCCUCACUAACUUCAUUCCAACAUUUAUCCCACGCAACCCGGCAAAAAGGAGUCUUUCAUCUCAUUCACCGCAUUCAAUGUUGAACAUCGAGUCAACGCUCCCUGAUCGCCGACUAGCGCACUUGCAUGAUGAACCACGCCCCGAGCAUAUUGAGUAA
Messenger RNA from Fusarium fujikuroi IMI 58289, 423 nucleotides. RefSeq lists its product as uncharacterized. NCBI's taxonomy places the organism in Eukaryota, Fungi, Ascomycota, Sordariomycetes, Hypocreales, Nectriaceae. Bases 1 to 423 code for a protein of 140 amino acids. The transcript has a single exon. The record is from RefSeq and is a predicted model, not a curated record.